This is a messenger RNA of Hippocampus zosterae (dwarf seahorse), 1945 nucleotides long. RefSeq names its product ST3 beta-galactoside alpha-2,3-sialyltransferase 4 (gene st3gal4). The record is from RefSeq and is a predicted model, not a curated record. The transcript is spliced from 12 exons. Bases 579 to 1622 code for a protein of 347 amino acids. Gene Ontology annotation, biological process: glycolipid biosynthetic process. Gene Ontology annotation, molecular function: sialyltransferase activity. NCBI's taxonomy places the organism in Eukaryota, Metazoa, Chordata, Actinopteri, Syngnathiformes, Syngnathidae.
ACAGGCAAAAAUUAUAACCACAAGCAGCUGUUUACAGCGCCGCACGAGGACCUUAUGAGCAGAUUUUGAUUGAAUGUGGACAAACAUCGAGAAAACCCGACGAACUCAGUGCGCCAUUCGCAAAGAGCAGACCCUCCAGUCCAGUCCGCCUGAAACGCGCGUGCAACCCUCUUUUCGCGCAUGCGCAUUGACGCGGUUUGGAACGUGAUGCUGGAGGAGUUGAGGAGAGCGAACGCGUUUCGGAACCUGAGUUGCUGUGUGCCUGCGGGGGCGAUCAGGCCAGCGGCGAGCUCCCCCGGUGGUCCGCUGGUUGGUUCGCCCCGUGAUGCUCGUCUUUCCCUCGGAGGGAAUAAUUCAUGUCGUAAGUCUAACGUGUCGCCGUGAGUCUGGUCACUCGUUCCCAGCAGCGCUUCACCUUCUCUUCGGAUGAAAACGGCAUUUGGUGGUCACGUUGCGCAAAAGAGCCCUGGGCUGAUCGGUCGUAAACCCGCAGUGGACAGAGUUCACUGGAAAUGACCGAGAGAAAAGGUGCUAAUUUGGAUUCUUGGCAUCCGCACCCGGUCAUACAGUGAGCAGACAUGAGAAGGACAUGGGGGAAAGUGAAUAAGUCCCUGAACGCGGCUAUAACAUGGUGCCUUAGUCUUCUCCCGCUUCUCUUCUUCUUCAUCUCAUUUUUCACAUACUACUAUUCCAAUGCCAUAGUUCAGAGUUAUGCCGGCACCAGCAAGUCUGUCAAGAGCCACAACUCUUUGUGUGCCGGCAGGCUGACGCAGAAGAAGUGGGAGAGCCUCGACUUGAACAUUAGCAGGCGGACGCAGCUCUUUCUAAAACUGGAUGAUUUCUUCUGGCGAGAACAUCUGUCAACGUUGCCGCUACCUUAUGGCAUCAAGGGCAGCGAACUGCAGCUGCUGAAAGUUCUUGCAGUAACAGCAAAUUAUCAGAUGCCGGCCAACAUAGACAACCUGGAAUGCAGAACCUGUGUUGUCAUAGGCAACAGCUUUGCCAUUAAAAACACAUCCUUAGGAGGCAUCAUUGACAAAUAUGAUGUGGUCAUUCGACUGAACGACGCUCCGGUGAGGGGCUACGAGGACGACGUCGGGAACAAGACCACAAUGAGAUUCUUCUACCCCGAAUCUGCCUCCUAUAAUCCAGGCUUGAACAACCAGCCUGGCACACUUCAGAUCUUUGUGCCUUUUAAGCAGCAAGAUCUACUGUGGCUCAAAGAGAUCCUCUACAAUGAGAAAAGGGGCAGAAAAGGUUUUUGGAGGCCCCCUCCCCAAAUCUGGUUGGGUGAUUUUGCUCAAAUCCGAGUGCUGGACCCGCACUUUUUGCACCAGACGGCAGAGAAGCUGCUGCGAAUCCCCCUGACCCCCAAGAGUAAACGGAUUCAUCCGACAACUGGAAUCCUUGCCGUCGUCGUUGCCCUUAACUACUGCGAUGUGGUCCACAUAGCUGGUUUUGGGUAUCCAAACUCCAGGAACAUCAAUGACCCAGUCCAUUACUUCGACCAUAAUACUAUGAAAUCUAUGAAGAACUCUUACCAUGACGUCAGUCAUGAAGCCGAAGUCUUAAAAAGACUGGAGGACUCAGGCGCCAUCUUUUACCUACACCCGCAUUCAUGAGGCACGUAUGAUAAGGUUACCAAAUCGAUUUAUGCGUAUGGUCUUCUAACUUCCAUUGUCAUGGUGUGCUGUUAGUGUACAACAAGCCAACGACCUUCUUGUUUUAAUAGUUGUAUUUCUCUUUAAGAAUAUAAAUACACAAUCACAAAUGAUUCGCACAGCAUUUCAUCUGCUCUCGGUUUGCAAAAAUGUCAUUGAAUGGAGUUGUUUAAUUUAUUGUUUUUAAAAAAAAAAUACAUUCGAGUGGUACUGGUACUACUGGAUAAUUUUUGUUGGACAAAAAAAAAAUGAAAAUUUAAAAUAAACUUUUUGUAUUCAAUCAA